Molecule: messenger RNA, 1462 nt
Organism: Hymenoscyphus albidus
Lineage: Eukaryota; Fungi; Ascomycota; Leotiomycetes; Helotiales; Helotiaceae
Source: the annotation of a GenBank genome assembly
AUGCACGCUUCCUCGCUUUUGGGCGUCGCCCUCUGGGUCUGCUCUGCAUUGGCUGAGUCCAACACCACUACAAGCGUCCCUCAGCCCGAUGUCAACGGCAAAUACACCAUCAGCGGCCCUGGCAUCCGAGCCCAAUUCAUUGCCUACGGUGCAUCCAUCUCCAAUCUCUUCAUCAAUGACACCUCGGGAUUCGAGCGAGACGUCGUUACCGGGUUCGACAACGCUACAUACUACGGAAUUGACCGUCAACAUCCCCAUUUCGGUGGUGUCCCAGGUCGCUACGCAAAUCGAAUCAAGAACUCGACUUUUUACAUUGAUGGGACUAAGUAUGAGAUUGAGGGUAAUGAGAAUAUCACUCCCGAGAACCCCAAGGGCCUGGAUACUCUGCAUGGUGGACCGGAUGGUUGGGAUUGGCGCAAUUGGACGGUCGUUGCGGUUACGGAGAGUAGUAUUACCUUCAGUUUGGUAGAUGAGGAUGGGCAUGAGGGCUUCCCGGGUGAGGUUGUCAGUUAUGUGACGUAUACCAUGGGGAAUAUGACUUGGGAUAUUCGGAUGGUGGCGCUUGCUACCACGAAGGUUACGCCUAUUAUGCUUUCAUCUCAUGUAUGUUUCUUCUCCCCUCACUCACCCAAUUCACUUGAACAUUCAACUAACCUUUGAAAGACUUACUGGAACCUUGACGGCUUCGCCAAUAAUGAGACAGACACUGCAUUCAAUCACUCACUCUGGCUCCCAUAUGGUGGCUCCCGUGUAGGCGUGGACAACAUCCUCAUUCCCACUGGAGACAUCCAAGCCAACCUCAAAGGCUCCGUAAACGACUUCUGGAGCGCCCCCAAACAAAUCGGCGCCAACAUUUCCUCCCCAUCCUUGUUAGGAAACUGCGGCUUCAACUGCACUGGCUACGAUAACUGCUACCUAACCACCCGCCCCGAGACCUCCACCUGGCGCGAGCAAUCCACCCCCGUCGCUCGUCUUCGCAGUGCCUGGUCAGGCAUCCAACUCGAUGUCUUCACCGACCAAGAUGCCUUCCAAGUCUACACCUGCAGUGGUCAGAACGGCUCGGUCGCCCUGAAGAAUACCCAGGGCAUCUUCGAUGAAGCAGAGAGACCGCGGACGAUUCAGAAGUACGGAUGUAUCGUGCUGGAGGUCCAGGAUUGGAUUGAUGGCAUUAACCAACCUCAAUGGGGACGGGAGAAGAAGCAGAUCUUUGGCCCCGGGGAUGAUCCGUAUGUGCUUCAGGCGAGCUAUCGGUUUAGUCUUAAUGGUACGGCGGUGGGACUUGCUGGUUCUGGAUCUGGUUAGUUGUGCUAAGUGAGGUUUGUGAGGAGGAUGGAUGAGAGGGUUUCUUUGCUGCUGUGGUUAUGAUGAGGAGUAAUGGUGGCGUUUUAAUUUUGGGGGGGUUUAAUUGGUCUUGCAUGGCCUUGGUUGCUGUGCGGGACUGUGUGGAUGCAGAUGCAGCAAU